AUGCGAAACUGGCUGGACCUUCCAUGGGACGUCACCGUUUCGAUACUCUCCCGACUCAGAGCGGUCGAGAUUCUGGAGAGCGCGCAGAAGGUGUGCAUGCCUUGGCGCAACAUCUGCAAGGACCCUCUCAUGUGGCUCACCAUCGACAUGGGCAUGGGCAACGAUGGUGAUUACGUUGAAGACAUUUGCGGUGGUAUCAAGCGUCUCCGGCUAGUGUCUUGCGAUUUGAUAUUUGAUAAGGGGUUGAGUGAAGUGGCUUCAAAGCUUACUCUGUUAGAGGAGCUUGAGAUCUCUUUAUGCCAUCUCUCAGAUACAUCUAUAAAAGUGGUUGGUCGCUCUUGCCCUCUUUUGAAGUCAUUCAAAUUGAACGGCCGCUGGUCCAAAUACAAAGGCGUAGAUUGUCUACCCUAUGAGCAUGAUGAAGAAGCACUUGCUAGAGCCGGAACGAUGAGCGGUUUACACCACCUUCAACUUUUCGGGAAUCGGCUCACUAAUUAUGGCUUUAGGAAGAUUCUUACGUACGUCUUGUCCUCAUCUUGA
Prunus mume (Japanese apricot) is the source of this 540-nucleotide messenger RNA. The record is from RefSeq and is a predicted model, not a curated record. Lineage: Eukaryota; Viridiplantae; Streptophyta; Magnoliopsida; Rosales; Rosaceae.